AUCAAAUGUAAUGCAUACCAACUGUUUGCUUAAAUAUCUCAAAUGGAUCCAAUAUUAUUUCAUUGUAUUCUAAUGGUUGAUGAAUGAAUGGUUUGAUAAUUUUUGUUGUUUUUCGUGAGUUCCUUUGGUUGGGUGUUGCAGAUUUUGUUUUGCUCAGAUAUGGAUCGGUUCAGAUCAAGAUUUGAUAAGCAACAAAUUGUUGAAAGCCCAACAGGAUCACCAAUGGGUGUAUCACCGGUGCACCGGCAUGCUCGUUCUUCGUCCUCUGGACUUUCUAAUAUGAAGAAGCCGGCGACUAAGGCCGCCGCUCAAAGGCUAGCACAAGUCAUGGCUUCCGCUGGCGAUGAUGAAGAUGAUCUUCUUGUUGAUUAUCAACCUGUUGGUGCCCUUGGUGGCCUUGGAAGACCUGCAAGAGCAACCCCAUCUCCUAGGCCAGUACGUCCAUCUGCAACAGAUCAACCCAAAUCAUUGCGAAAUCCGAUGAGUGCUCAACCAUCUUUCUCCGUCAAGACGAAUGAACAACCGAUACUAAAACCAUCUUCUGGUGGUAGACUAUCUCAGCCUUCCAUCAACACUCCAGAGCCAAGUCCGUCAUCAACUCAUUUAGCAUCAAGUGUGAGAUCACCAAGGUUUUUCCAUAACUUGAUAGAUUUGGAGGAGGAUGAAAGUGCAUUGAGUGGAAGGUCAUCUCUAUCAGUCAAAACAAAUGUAGAACAUUCUGGUCGAACAAGCUCUACUUUUCGAACAUCUUCGUCUGCAUCUAAUAUAGAACAACUAUCAGUUCAUUCUGCGUCAGCAGAGCGAUCCUCUAUGUCUUUGAACACUGAAGAUCUGAACCCAUCUACUCGUUCUACGCCAGCAGGUAAACCAGUGAUCAAAACAGUACCUUUAGUGCCCCCUGCUGUUACACUAUCUCUGAAGCAACAAACUCCAUCAAGUCCUGCAGCUGGAAGUAUCAGUAAUAGAAGGAUGAAAGUAGAAUUUGGAAGUAGUAUGAUAUCAAGACAGCCCAAAGAACACAAUGAGCAGCUUUCCUCGUCAGCCUUACAAGACGAGCUUGAUAUGCUACAUGAGGAACAUGACAAUCUUCUUGAUAAGCUCCGACUAGCAGAAGAACGGUUGCAUGAAUCUGAAGCAAGAGCUAAGCAACUUGAAAAACAGGUUGCUAAUCUUGGAGAAGGUGUGUCUAUGGAAGCUCGACUUUUAAGCAGAAAAGAGGCAGCUUUGCAGCAAAGGGAGAAUGCUUUGAGAGCUGCUUCACAAAAAUUUGGCAAGACAGGAGAUAUAACAGCACUUAUGCUGAAAGCAGAGAGCGCUAAGGAUGAACUCCUGGUGUCUGAAUCAGAAUUAAGGAAUCUUCGGUCUACAGUUCAACGACUAAAGUUAACUCAGGAGGAGAUGGAAGAGGUGGUUCUCAAGAGAUGCUGGCUCGCUCGGUAUUGGGGUUUAUGCGUUGAGUAUGGUAUUUACUCAGAUAUUGCUGGAGCUAAACUUGAUUAUUGGUCAUCUCUUGCCCCACUACCUUUCGAAAUUGUUGUUGCUGCUGGGCAAAAGGCUAAGGAAGACAGGCUCUCAGCUAAUUAUGAUGACGAAAGUGAACAGACUAGCAGUGAACUUUCGGUAGAGGGCAGUGCAGAGAGCAUGCUUAUCGUAGAGAGAGGUCUGAGAGAACUAGCAGCGCUUAAGGUAGAAGACGCCAUAAGGGUCGCUAUGGUUCAACAAAGGAGGAAUAUGCAGAAACCUGCUUUAACAGAUGGCUUGAGAUCUCCAAGUCAGAAAUUUGGUGGAUCUUUUGAAUUGAGCAAAGAGGAGUCUGAAGAAGUGCAAUUUAAGCAGGCUUGGCUGAUGUAUUUCUGGAGAAGAGCUUGCAACCAUGCUGUGGAAUCAGAUAUUGCAGAGGAGCGCUUGCACUUUUGGAUUGACCAUAGUGCACAAGCAAGUACCUCACAUGAUGCUGUUGAUGUUGAAAGAGGGCUAUUGGAGCUUAGGAAGUUAGGAUUGGAAAACCAGUUGUGGGAAGAAAGCAGAAAAUGGACGGAACAAGACUCCCAUUCAAGAAAGCAAAUGGACUUUUGACUUAUAAUACUUUCUUUCAAUAUUACAUCAACUUAUACACAUUGUUCCGCGCCAACAAUGAUGAGUACCCAACUCAUAUGUGAAGAGCAAAAUUCAAAACAAAGUAGAGUCGUUUAUAGGCGGGUUAUCACUUAGCUCGAUUAUCGAGUGGGCUAAAAAUUAAUUUUGAAAAAAAAUUAAUAUUUUGAAUGGUAAUACCCGCCAUUAAGUUAAAUGGGUGGAUAACAAUACAAAAAUAAUAGAUAAAAUUCGAUUUUUUUUUUAUUUUUAAAAUUAUAUAGGAAAAUACAAUACUCCAAGAGGUCAAAUUCUAAGUCUAUAGUCUAUUUACUUGAUAGUUGAGUAGUGUGGACAUUUUGACUUUAAAGUUUCAAUUUUACUGCCUUAUGCCUCAUGCAUCGUCAAGUGCAUUGUCUUUUGAGAUUAUUUUGGUAUUUGUAGUUUUUUA
This is a messenger RNA of Amaranthus tricolor (Joseph's coat), 2524 nucleotides long. RefSeq names its product coiled-coil domain-containing protein SCD2-like. The record is from RefSeq and is a predicted model, not a curated record. Lineage: Eukaryota; Viridiplantae; Streptophyta; Magnoliopsida; Caryophyllales; Amaranthaceae. Bases 160 to 2076 code for a protein of 638 amino acids. The transcript is spliced from 17 exons. Gene Ontology annotation, biological process: cytokinesis by cell plate formation.